AUGAGUGAGGUUGGAGAUGCACUUGAAGAUGAUCUACCGCAACAAGUAGCCUUGAACACUGUUACUCCUCCUCACACUGAUGCUGGACUUCACUUCGAAGAGGACUGCGACUUCAACACAACAUUUCCGACCUCCAAACGCAAACGACGUCGACGAAAGUUGAAAAAUUUCAAGGCUGGCUUUGAGGAUGAGUGCAGCGUAAAGAAGAGUGAGCCAUUUGUGGCUAUCCACCAGCCAUUUCAUCGCAUUGUGUUUGACGAAGAUGGAAAUGCCUCUGACGUAGUUCUCCGACCGCAACAUGAAUAUCAGAUUAAUCGAAAACACCAGAAACGUCUGGCCACCAGCAGCUACAAAUGGAGUUCCUGUGUCGAAAGAAAUGCCGAUAUCAUCGGUGUGGUGUCAACGGAGUCCAAAACUUAUACCUUACCGUCAGAUUUUACUUGCGCAGUAGAAAAACCAGAAGCGAAGAACCUCGAAGUGCGGAUACACCAUUUUUCGAAUGAUUACGAGGCAGUAGUGAACUACUGGUAUACAACCCUCGAGUGGCUGGAUAGAGCGGCUAUGGGAGAUAUCGAUCACGAGACCAGUGAGGGUAAGAGCGAAGAGGAGGAACUCGGUGAUGAAGAGAGUUAUUCUAAUCAAGUUAAACACAAUGAGCUCAGUGAGGAAACUCUCGAGGAUGAUGUGAAGGUUAACGACCCAUCCACAGGCAAUGACAUGAAAAAUAACGCUUUAGAGAAUCGAGAAGAUGCCGAGGACAAUGGGACGAUUAUGAAAUGA
Molecule: messenger RNA, 780 nt
Organism: Hydatigera taeniaeformis
Lineage: Eukaryota; Metazoa; Platyhelminthes; Cestoda; Cyclophyllidea; Taeniidae
Source: the annotation of a GenBank genome assembly